AUCCGCUCCAGGAUCACCGUCUGCAAGCGGCUCAAACUCAAAUGCGAUAGACGGACACCAUGCAGUUCGUGUCUGAAACGCGACACCGUGACGCGAUGUAUUUAUUCGCAAGCAGCCGCAGAGAAGAUUGACGUUCAGUCUCUACACAACCGCAUUCUCAACCUGGAAGGCACCCUUGCCAAGCUUUCU
Molecule: messenger RNA, 189 nt
Organism: Postia placenta MAD-698-R-SB12
Lineage: Eukaryota; Fungi; Basidiomycota; Agaricomycetes; Polyporales; Adustoporiaceae
Exons: 2
Biological process (GO): regulation of DNA-templated transcription
Molecular function (GO): DNA-binding transcription factor activity, RNA polymerase II-specific; zinc ion binding
Source: RefSeq, a predicted model, not a curated record